Messenger RNA from Meleagris gallopavo (turkey), 3989 nucleotides. RefSeq names its product exosomal polycystin 1 interacting protein (gene EPCIP). The record is from RefSeq and is a predicted model, not a curated record. Lineage: Eukaryota; Metazoa; Chordata; Aves; Galliformes; Phasianidae.
ACAUAAAUCUCCCCUCUUUUAAUUUGAAGCCAUUCCCCCUUGUUCUGUUACUAUCAGACCACGAAAAAAAUCAGUCCCCAUCUUCUUCUUCAAGUACUUUAAGGCUGUGAUGAGAUCUCCCUGGAGUCUUGUCAGAGUAUGUUGCUUCAUACCCUUUUAGGAUCCUCUCGAUGCAUUUCUUUGUGAUCAAUAACAUCCGUUUACUCCUGCACAUUGGGCAAACAGCCUCUGGAGCAGAACCUGGGGCUCUGGAAGACAGGCAUUUUUCUGUUCUAAACCUACCAAAGCAGCCUCAGGAAAGCAGGCAGGGGAGGGCACGUCCCUCGUGGCCAAUCCCCUUAGUGUGGGAGCAGCAUAGGAGUGGAGGUGGCAAAGUCAGGUAGGGACCUGCCGUGGUGACAAUGAAAUGGGCAGACCUUAGAGCUCUCUCCUGCUUGUCAGGGGAAUGCUGUGGGCUGCCAGCCCCAUGCAACAUGAGAGCAGUGAGUGGGAGAGCCGCAUCCCGCCUGCCCUGCAGAUUAACCUCGGUGCCACACAUCGCUACCUCCAGAAGGGCUGCGGCGCAGGAACCGAUGCUCCAUCAGCACCAGGAGAAAUAGGUAAAGACAAGCGAUAAAAUCCACUGUGUAAAAGGAGAAGACACGUGGCAUCUUGGCACCAGUACUAAUGAAGCUAACAGCCUUCUCUACUUUCUGUUUUUGGCUGGCUCUCUUUUUGGCUGGCUUCCUCGGCAUAUGCAUUACUGACAGUUUUAUGGGAAGUCAGAAGAACCAUACACUAAUUUUCACCAGGGAAAGCAAUAUUCGCAACUGCAGUUGCUUGGCGGAUAUCCGUGACUGCGACUACAGCCUGGCAAACCUGUUGUGCAAUUGCAGAACAGUGCUGCCUUCUACCAUGGAAAAAACUGACUACAAUAGCGACCUGACAAUUUGGUUCACAGACACCUCUGUGCUGGAGAUGCUCCUCAACUUCACAAUGGUGUGGGAUUUGAAGCUCUCCUUCUGUGGCACUACUCCUCUACCAACAGAAUACUUGACCAUUUGGGGACUGAGAAAACUCCGGGUAAAAAAUAAGGUCAAGGGACAAUUUCCAGAGCAGAGCGUAACCAUCUACAGUAGCAGCAAGAAUGAAAAAGAAGAUCUACUCACAAUGCACAACAAAGACAGGCAAAUGUUAGUAUACAUUUCUUUUCUGGAUACCUCUCUUUUCAAUGGAUAUUCUUUGCUGAAGUCGUAUAGUGUGGAAAAUGUCUCUAGUAUCACAGAGCACUUUCACAACCUGCUGUACUCCAAUGUUUUCUCAAACUCAGAUAACAAAAGUUAUGUUGUAACAUUCAUUUACUGAGUUCUCUAGCACAGUCAGCCAAAGGCAUGGCAACUGCUGAGAGAGAGGUGGGACUCUGUUUGGUUUGGCCAGAAGGAGUCAUUACAGGAUGAAAAGUUUGACUGUGUACUCUACAAGGAGGCGUUUGAAGUAAUACAGACUCUUCUGACUAUCUCAGUAAACGCUUCCUUAAAGAGCAAAGCACACAUGAAACAAGGUGAAAGCAUCACUACAAAUCUUUUAUAUUGUAAGUUAGGAACCGAACACACGCUCUGUUCCCUGACAAUCUUGGUCGCUCUCCACUGGGCACAUUCUGGUUGAUCAAUACUUUUCUUCCAAUGAGGGAGGCCCAAACUGCCAGUAGUACUCUGCACGCAGGGUGAAUAAUCUCUUGCCUACAUUUACUGGCCUCACCCCUGUGCUGUGAGGUUCAAGGCAUUUGGAACAGGCUGCCCAGAUACGUUGUCGAUACCCAUCCCUGGAGGUGUUCAAGGCCAGAUUGGAUGGGACCCUGGGCUGCCUGGUCUAGAAUUAAAUGCGGAUGUGGAUGGCUCUGCCUGUGGUAGGGGAGUUGGAGCUUGAUGAUCCUUGAGGUCCCUUCCAACCCAAGCCAUUCCAUGAUUCAAAGAAUCUAUGAUUCUAUGAUUUGAGAUGGUUACAAGUUACCAGAGAAAAACUGAGAGUGCUGGUUUUCCUUGCCCUCUGCUGAGUCCUCAGAGCUGGGAUCCCCAUGCUCAGCCUGGGUGACAGAGCCUCUUAGGACAGCAAAGGCAGCUUUGCAGUCUGCUUCCCACCUCGGCAUAACCAACGGUGCAUUUGUGAGAUGGCCAGCAAUCUGUUUUGGCUAGAAGUAUGGUGGGCUGGAUUUUCAGUAUGUGAUGGAGGGUGCCCAGUCAUGUAGCAGGGUACUCUCAUUUUCCAUUCAUCAUGAGAAAGAGUGGGCAAGAGGUCACCCUGCAAAAUGCCUUGAUUAUAAAGGUGUUUUUCCCAUUGAUGGCUCCUUUCCCCAAAUACAACAAAGUUGAUUUCAUCUUUUGUGCUAAUGGUAAACUCCCUGUCUCUAAGAGAAGGAGAAAACAAGCCAUCCUGCGACUCAUCUGAUAGGUAAGGCAAGGCUUCAGGCAGACAGGUAUCAGCUGUACUGAGGGAGAAAGAUUGCCAUUCCCUGAAAAACAUCAGGACAAUGUCAAUAGCCAAAAGUCUACUCCUUGCCCAUGUCUGCAGGAUUCACAUUCUAUGAGACACAAUUAAGGCUGGAAUCAAUGUGUAUAGUAUAAUAAAGUCCAAACAGAAUUGCAGUGCCAGCAAAGGAUUACAUUUUUCUCUUAAUCUGGGAUAAAAUACAUGUACCGAGGGGAACAGUUAUUAGAUUCUGAGGAACCAAUGAAUUUGUUUCAUUAACUUUAAACUAAGCCUUGCUCAUAAUUAUAAUCAAUGGUGAAGCAGUUUUGCUAGGUAACACAACUCAAUUUUAUUUUUUUUUACAUACACUUAAUUACUGCAGGCUUUGCCACUGAAAUCAACUGUAUAAUAGCUAUUAGGAUAAUCAGGUCGAUUUGCAAUUGAAAAUUAACAGAUUUAAAGACAUUGGUGUUUAUGGGCUGAGGAGUGAACUCAAUUUAACUCAGAGAGCUAUUCAAUCAGCUAUUGUACAGACUUUUGUCAUUCGUCAGCACCUUGAAAACAAAUUAAAAGUUUUUUUCCACAAAUGAAAAAUAUUACUUGUGAACACUCUAUGGUCACAAGUUACAACAUGGUUAGGAGCUGAAGCUAAGGUGACAGAGGUUAGGAGCAGGGGUGUUUUUCUGAGCAUGUACUUGCCUGGUAUGGAUUAUUGAAGAAUAUAAAUCAUCCUGGCUCUGCAAAACUACUAACAUAAACUGGCUGGUCAUUAACUCUGCACAGGAUACUCUUGUUAAAAACAAACAAACAAACAAACACAUAAUAUAUUGAUUUCUAAAUCUUAUUAAUCCUCUCUUAAAAGUCAAGCCUAAAUCUUUUUCAGUGAAUUCACUGAUGCUCUGCUGCCCUCUAGUAAAAAAUGUGCUGAAUAACACAGUAACACACUACUGUAUUGCCAGGGUAGCAAUAAUUGCUGAGGUUACUGUUUGAAACUCACAUGCAGAGCAGAAACUGAGGACGUGUGUAUUCUGGCUUUCUUGGGAAGAAAUCACAUUAAUAGAUCUGUGUGCUUUUUAAUGCUGUAAAUUAAAGUUUUGAUUACCCUUGCCACAGCUGUGUUCUGAAUAAUGAUAAAAUAAAAGAUAUCAUAUUCGUGUGUACAAGUAAACACUGCAGAAAUCUUCAAGGAGUCAGGGAAAAUCCUGCUUUCAGUUACAUGAUUGGCAGAAAUCCACAGCACUAAUAUUGCAUUGAUCUUUGCAGUUCAUACAUUCUUCUCCAACAGAUACCAAGAGCCUGAUUCUCCCAAUUUACUUUUGAUUUGGUUUUGCCAUAUAAAAGCACCACUUUAGAAGCUUACAGAAUUUCUUCACAGCAAUUCAAAGAGCUAAAUACAAAGCAAAGUACAUAACGCAUACAACGUGAGAUUUAUUAAUUCUGUUAGCAGAGGUUUCUUUUCUUUGUAUCUGGACAACCUGCAAUGAUACAUUAAGUAUCACGCUGCAGAAAUGAUUACAUAAUUUCAUAGAAUUAUAGAAUGGCUU